GUUCUUGUUGGCCACUUGGCCAUACCAUAAAGAUAGUGUUAUCACUUAUCAGUUGUUGUGAUUCAUAUUUUAGGGCGCCAGUAGUACUCACAGACAGAGAGAAUGGCUGGAAGCAGGGAAGACACAAGAUGGUCUGUUCAAGGGAUGACUGCUCUCGUCACCGGUGGAACCAAAGGACUCGGGUUUGCAGUGGUGGAAGAAUUGGCAAAACUAGGAGCAAGAGUGCAUACAUGUGCUCGAAAUGAAUCCCAACUUAAGGAAUGCUUACGUGUGUGGGAGAGCAAGGGAUUUCAAGUUACUGGUUCAGUCUGUGAUUUAACAUCUCGAGCCCAAAGAGAGAAUCUAAUGACUGAAGUUUCCACUCUGUUUAAUGGAAAACUUAACAUAUUGGUAAACAAUGUUGGGACAAACAUAAGGAAAUCGACCGUGGAGUUCACAGCUGAUGACUAUUCGUUUUUGAUGAGCACCAAUCUUGAAUCAGCGUACCACACGUGCCAACUUGCUCAUCCUCUUCUGAAAAGUUCAGGAUCUGGGAGCAUAGUUUUUUUGUCUUCCGUUGCUGGUGUGGUGUCUCUCAGUGUUGGCUCUAUAUAUGGAGCAACUAAAGGGGCAAUGAACCAACUUGCGAAGAAUUUGGCUUGUGAGUGGGCAAAGGACAAUAUAAGGGUUAACUCUGUUGCUCCCGGGUUCAUCAUCACGGAGCUUAACAAAUCGUAUUUUGAUGAUGAAAAAUUUGGAGCGGCCGUAGUCUCUCGUGCUCCGAUGGGGCGUACUGGGGAACCGAAAGAGGUCUCUUCUUUGGUGGCAUUUCUUUGCAUGCCUGCAGCUUCAUACAUAACUGGCCAGACUAUUUGUGUGGAUGGAGGGACAACUGUGAAUGGCUUCUCAUUCCCAUAAAAACCUGGCGGGUUUUAAUUCUAAGAUCUAGUACUCGCUGUUUUUCUAUUUCUAGAAAUGUUAUGUUCAGAUUUUUCACGUUUGUUGUUGUCGUAAGUGCUGGGUCUGUAAGAGUCAAAGAGACGAAUUCAGAGAGUGUAUGCUGCGCAAAGAGUAUGUCUGUUUCCAUAGUUUGGAGUUUGGACCUGCCCUGACCCAAUAAAUGUGACCGCCCAAUUGAAGAAACUGAUGUGGGCUGUACUUGAGAGCCCAUUGGGCUUGUCAAGUGGGAUUGUGUAUUC
This is a messenger RNA of Tripterygium wilfordii, 1178 nucleotides long. Its product is annotated as tropinone reductase homolog At2g29170-like. The record is from RefSeq and is a predicted model, not a curated record. The transcript has 5 exons. Bases 103 to 897 code for a protein of 264 amino acids. Gene Ontology annotation, molecular function: oxidoreductase activity. Lineage: Eukaryota; Viridiplantae; Streptophyta; Magnoliopsida; Celastrales; Celastraceae.